Molecule: messenger RNA, 1608 nt
Organism: Fusarium graminearum PH-1
Lineage: Eukaryota; Fungi; Ascomycota; Sordariomycetes; Hypocreales; Nectriaceae
Exons: 2
Coding region: 1-1608 (535 amino acids)
Biological process (GO): transmembrane transport
Molecular function (GO): transmembrane transporter activity
Source: RefSeq, a predicted model, not a curated record
AUGGCAGACACAAAAGACUAUCCCAACCUCGAGGCUGUCAUUUCAACUGAUCAUAUUGAAAAGCCCCAAGCAGACCACCACGAUGGACACGGCCAUAUCGAGGGAAACGCGCUGAUUGUCGACACAAAGGGCGAGAUUCGAAAGAUCCCCGUUCCCUCCUCUGAUCCCAACGAUCCCCUCAACUUUCGACCAUGGGAGAAGUAUGGCAUUGUUUUUUGCUGCUGUUGGUUUUCCAUCAUGGGUCUUUCUGUUGCUAGUGGACUGGGUGCUAUUCUAAACGUCUUCUUCGAGGCGUAUAUCCCACAGGGCUACAACUCGGAUCAAGUUGUUCUUCUUAUUACUUUGCCGACUUUGUUCAUCGGUCUUGUUGUUCUCUUCGCGUCCAGCAUUGCAGCAGCUGUGCAGAACAGUUACAAUGGCCAUCUCGCCUCUCGUAUCAUCCAGGGUAUCGCAACAGGCGCAUCCGAGUCUCUUCUACCCCUCAUGCUCACCGAAGUCACCUUCCUCCACGAGCGAGCCUUUAUCUUUGGCCUCUACUGGAUGCUUCAGAACGCUUUCUCCUCGUCGCUCAACUUGGCGUCUUCAUACAUCAAUGCUGAUCUCGGAUGGCGCUGGUACUACUGGGUUUUCACCAUCACCGUGGGCGUUGGGUUUAUCCUCGCCAUCUUCCUUGGUUUCGAGACUCAGUCCACCCGUCCGGCUGCUUCGCUCGAUGGCCAGCUUGUUGUUACAGAUGAGUUUGGUGUUACAAGGGUUAUUCCUGAUUCUGAGGCCCAGGCUUAUCUGGAGGAUAUGGCAAGAUCUGGAUUGACGCCUCCUGGUGCCGGGGUCAUUGAGGAUGCUGAUCGCAAGACAUACGCGCAGCGUCUUCGACCGUGGUCCAAGCCAUCUUCACAGCCAAUACGAGUCAUUCUUCUAAGCUGGAAGUACAUGGCUGCUUCAUUCUCGUCGCCUGGUAUUUUAUACGCCGUUCUUACUUCGUCUAUCGCUCUUGGUUGUGGUGUGGGCAUGUCUUUGACUUAUAACCAAGUCUUGAUGCAGAACUACCACUGGCAAGCCAAGGAUAUCGGUCUAAUCAACGUCGGCGGAGCCAUUGGAGCCGUCAUUGCCAUGCUAUACUGCACACUCUUCGCCAACCCAUUCGUCAUGUGGAUGGCCCGUCGAAACCGCGGUAUUCACCAGCCCGAGCACCACCUCAUCACCAUGGCCCCUCCUGCAGUCGUCGGUGUAGCCAUGCUUCUUCUCUACGGCUUCACUGCCGGUGGUGGAUCGACUUGGUGGGGGCCGUACCUCGGCUGGACCAUUUUCCAGUAUUCCUUCACGGCUGUCAUUAUUAUUUCUACCACUUUUGCCUCUGAAGCGGCACCCAAGCAUCCUGGCCCGGCCAUUGUCACUGUGGUUGGUACAAAGAAUAUCGUCUCCUUUGGAGUUACAUAUGGCUUGACCCCGAUGAUUGAACAACAUGGCUACAAGUGGGCUUUCGGUGUCUUGGCUGGUAUCUUUGGUGCCAUCUUUUUGUUGGGUAUCCCUGUUUGUAUUUGGAACCCUAAGUGGCGUGCCUAUGUUGCUGAGAGGGAGGCACGAAAAGGUACUACUACUACUGACUAG